Messenger RNA from Guillardia theta CCMP2712, 1497 nucleotides. RefSeq lists its product as hypothetical. NCBI's taxonomy places the organism in Eukaryota, Cryptophyceae, Pyrenomonadales, Geminigeraceae. The transcript has 13 exons. The record is from RefSeq and is a predicted model, not a curated record. The coding region runs from base 1 to 1497 and encodes 498 amino acids. Gene Ontology annotation, cellular component: mitochondrial outer membrane.
AUGAUCAGUUUGACACCCAUCUCCGCCAGUCCCAUCCAAGUUCCUUAUCAUUUACUUCACGACCUUACUGUUGUACGUCCUCCGAAAGUCAAGAUUGCGGAUCACAUUCAGAACCUCGCGGCAACAUGGAACAACCCGAUAGCCUCGACGUUUGCCAUCAAGAUAUCUUCAGCCGACAGUGUUCCGGCCUUGCUUAACGCCAUUGACCUGAUUCUGUGCUCUCAAGAAAACUUGUACAGGAAGAGCAACGAUGUUUGUCCGGCAGAUUCUUAUGACACCAUGGAAGAAGAUUCAGAUCCACUCAGCAGAUUCAACGACCUGGAGGAUCUGGUCAGUGACGGUGACAACCUUCCUCAGUUCCUUGUAGAGGACAAAGGUUACGACCAGGAGUUGAAGAAGAGACGGAAGAGGAAGACGAUGGAUCAAGCGCUGACAAUAGCGGCAGCCAUGACAUGCCUCCGCCUCUCCGAUGUGAUCUGCCAUGGGUUGCUACCCCAGAUUGAGAAGGGCCUGGAGACGCUUUCCUUCCCACUCGGGACAGACUUCUCCUCCUUGUUCCCGGCGAGGAAGAUUUUGACCAACAUCGGGGACCUGAGGAAAUCUUCCGAUCUUUAUAGCCUCGAGAAAGCUGUUUGCCAGCAUUGGCCCGACGUGCUCCUGAUUGGAACCACAGCGAUUGUGAUGAAGACGUCUGCAUCGUCCAGGAGUUUCUUCAAGUCUGUUAGCGCCUGGAAGGACACUGCGUCCGAGGCCGUCUCCAACGUGGUCCAAGAGAACCUGCGGGAGCCGAUGAAAGCAAUCUCCAAACUCCUCUUCGAGAAGCCAGCAGGGAAUGAGAUGCAGGAGGCCGUGGAGAGGUCGCGCCAAGCGCUGCAACGCAUGAUUGAUGUUGCUGCCGAGCGCUCGUUCUACAAGGAUGAGCUGAAGCGGACGAGCGCUGGAGGGAUGGAAGGCAUCAUGAAGACUUUCGAGCUGGAGAUGCGGUCGCCGAUCAAGGGGGCGUUGACAGGAAAACUUCUGCGAGCAGUGAGCAAGACGUUGGAGAGGAGGAAUGGGGAGGAGCUGAGAGGUCGGCAGGGGCUGAUCCAGCUGCAAGAGAUGAAGCUGAACUUUGAGACGGAGAUGACUACGGUCCUCGCGAUGCUCCCAGUGCUCUCAGCCAUCGCCAUCGCCACGGCCGGAGUCUCGGGAGCGAUCUCAUGGAUCGGGUCGAGGAAUCAGAGGACUCGGGAAGACCUCCUGGACAUCGUCCAUGAAGUCAACAAAUGCCUCAUCUCCGAACAGGUCGGGGGCACGGAGACUUUCAGAUCGAUGGGGUUGCGAUGCUUGUUCGUGUGGCAGAUGGGGAAAGUGCUACAGACCGGCAUAAGGGACAUCGACCCCCGGCAGGUCUCGAAGCUGAGAAACGAUGUCGUCAAGCUAGCGAGCCCGGCCAUCUCGGUGCAAGAACACUUCCUGCAGCUCGACUUAGUCUACCGACAACUAUCCAGGGCCUGA